Molecule: messenger RNA, 15784 nt
Organism: Notolabrus celidotus (New Zealand spotty)
Lineage: Eukaryota; Metazoa; Chordata; Actinopteri; Labriformes; Labridae
Gene: pleca
Product: plectin a
Exons: 35
Coding region: 273-14027 (4584 amino acids)
Biological process (GO): wound healing; intermediate filament bundle assembly
Cellular component (GO): keratin filament; cytoplasm; cytoskeleton
Molecular function (GO): structural molecule activity; keratin filament binding; protein binding
Source: RefSeq, a predicted model, not a curated record
GCCUGUGUUGUGUAGCGGGGAGAGAGGCAGGGAGGCAGGCAUGCAGGCUGCAGGCUGAGGGAAGAUUCCUUCUCUCGGCCCGAUCAGUGCAGGUUUGACAGUCCGGUUUGGAGACCACAGGACGCAGGCGCGACUCCCGCUGCGGAUGAGGAGGAUGGUGGUCUAAGUUUAAGCGGAUCUAACUGGGACGAAAACGUCGAUUGAAACGCUGCAGAGGGAGGAUUUCUUUUCUCGAUUGUUUACCAAACACUGGGACCAAAACUGCAGUAAUCAUGGAUAUUUUUAGCACUAUGGAGGAGGUGAAGGAGAGGCCCAAGAGGAGACCUCUGGUCCGGGCUGCGUCAGAGGAGAGCUCCACUGAUAUAAGUUCAUUAAGUUAUACUCCAGCCCCUGGUGACACCCUGCCCUGGAACCUGCCCAAACACCAUCGCAUCAAGCGCUCCAAGUCGGCUUCUGGAGAUGUGCUGGACCCGGCUGAGAGGGCCGUCAUCCGCAUCGCAGAUGAACGGGACCGAGUCCAGAAAAAGACCUUCACAAAAUGGGUCAACAAGCACCUGAUGAAGUCCCAGAGACACAUCACUGACCUGUACGAGGACCUCAGAGAUGGACACAACCUCAUCUCCCUGCUGGAGGUGCUCUCUGGAGAGACACUGCCGCGGGAGAAAGGCCGCAUGCGCUUCCACAAGCUGCAGAACGUGCAGAUCGCCCUGGACUUCCUUAAACACAGACAGGUGAAACUUGUCAACAUCAGGAAUGAUGACAUUGCAGAUGGAAACCCCAAGCUGACCCUGGGACUGAUAUGGACCAUCAUCCUUCACUUCCAGAUCUCAGACAUUCAGGUGAACGGCCAGUCGGACGACAUGACGGCCAAAGAGAAGUUGCUGCUGUGGUCUCAGAGGAUGGUGGAAGGAUACCAAGGUCUGCGUUGUGACAACUUCACCACCAGCUGGAGGGAUGGAAAGCUUUUCAACGCCAUCAUACACAAACACAGGCCCUCUCUGAUUGACAUGAGCCAAGUGUACAGACAGAGCAACCAGGAGAACCUGGAGCAGGCCUUCAGCGUGGCAGAGAGGGACCUGGGUGUCACCAGACUGCUGGAUCCUGAGGAUGUGGAUGUGCCCCAUCCAGAUGAGAAGUCCCUAAUCACAUAUGUCUCCUCCCUGUAUGAUGCCAUGCCCAGGGUACCAGACAUUCAGGAUGGUGUCAGAGCCAAUGAGCUGGAGCUGCGUUGGCAGGAGUAUUAUGAGCUGGUCACCGUGCUGCUGCAGUGGAUCAGGCACCACAUCCUCGUCUUUGACGAGAAGAAGUUCCCCACCAGCUAUGAGGAGAUCGAGGUUCUUUGGCGUCAGUUUCUGAAGUUUAAGGAAACAGAGCUCCCUGCAAAAGAGGCCGACAAGAACCGGUCCAAACAUAUCUUCAAGUCUUUUGAGGGUGCAGUUCAGGCGGGUCAGGUCAAAAUGCCGCCCGGUUACCACCCAUUUGAUGUGGAGAAGGAGUGGGGUCGUCUUCACGUCUCCAUCCUGGAGAGAGAGCGUCUCCUCAGGAUGGAGUUUGAGAGGCUGGAGCGGCUGCAGAGGAUCGUCAGCAAGGUCCAGAUGGAGUCUGGGGUGUGUGAGGAGCAGCUCAACCAGGUGGAGACUCUGCUGCAGACGGACGUGAGGAUGAUGAGCGCAGGUAAACCUCCUCAGCACACGGCGGAGAUGGAGGGCGACCUGGAGAAAGCAGAAGGGAUGAUUCGCCUCCUUUUCAAUGAUGUUCAGCUGCUCAAAGAUGGACGCCACCUUCAAGCUGAGCAGAUGUACCGCAGAGUCUAUCGUCUCCAUGAGAGGCUGGUGAACCUCCGCAGCGAGUACAACCUGCGGCUCAAGUCGGGCGUGAGCGUCUCGCAGAUCCCCAUGACUCAGAUCCACACCGCCCAGGUCCAGGUCCUGCAGCAGGCCCCCAUGAGGGUGCGGCCCGAGCUUGAUGAAGUCACCAUGCGUUACAUGCAAGAUCUGUUGGGCUGGGUGGAGGAGAACCAGCGGCGGGUGGAUGACGGGGAGUGGGGAUCAGACCUGCCCACCGUGGAGUCCCAGCUGGGCAGCCACCGCGGCCUGCACCAGUCUGUGGAGGAGUUUCGCUCCAAGAUCGAGAGGGCGAAGGCUGACGAGAGUCAGAUCUCACCUGCUAGCAAAGCUGCCUAUCGCGAAUAUCUGGGAAAACUGGAGCUGCAGUACGGCAAGCUGCUGAACGCCUCUAAGGCCCGUCUGCGUUACCUGGUGGAGCUUCACGCCUUCGUGGUGGCAGCCACCAAAGAGCUGAUGUGGCUGAACGAGAAAGAAGAAGAGGAGGUGAACUACGACUGGAGUGAUAAAAACACCAACAUGGCCGCCAAGAAAGAAAACUACUCGGGUUUGAUGAGAGAUCUGGAGCUCAGGGAGAAGAAGAUGAACGGAGUCCAGACUACAGGAGACAAACUGCUGCGGGACGGGCACCCUGCCAGGAAGACAAUAGAGUCCUUCACUGCAGCUCUGCAGACUCAGUGGAGCUGGAUCCUUCAGCUGUGCUGCUGCAUCGAAACCCACCUGAAAGAAAACACAGCGCACUUCCAGUUCUUCUCUGACGUGAAGGAGGCAGAGGACCAGAUCAAAAAGAUGCAUGACACAAUGAAGAGGAAGUACACCUGUGACCGCUCAAUCACAGCCACACGUCUGGAAGAUCUCCUGCAGGACGCAGCUGAUGAGAAAGAGCAAAUGAACGAGUUCAAAACUCACCUGGAAGGACUAAAGCGAAGAGCCAAGACCAUCGUCCAGCUCAAACCACGAAACCCUGCCACAGCAAUAAAAGGCAAACAGCCCGUCCAGGCUGUGUGUGACUUCAAACAGAUGGAGAUCACGGUCCAUAGAGGAGACGAGUGCGCUCUGCUCAACAACUCGCAGCCCUUCCAGUGGAGGGUGCUGAACGAUAAAGGCAGCGAGUCCACCGUUCCAUCUAUCUGCUUCCUGGUUCCCCCCACCAAUAAGGACGCUGUCAACAGUGUCGCUGGACUGGACGGAAACCUCCAGAGGAUCCAGACGAUGUGGCAGACGAUGUUCGUGGACAUGAAGAGUCUGCUGUCCUGGCAGUAUCUGAUGAGAGACAUCCACAUCAUCAAAACCUGGAACAUCUCCAUGUUUAAGACCCUGAGGGUGGAGGAGUACCGCCUAGCUCUCAGGAACCUGGAGCUGCACUACCAGGACUUCCUCAGAGACAGCCAGGACUCUCAGAUGUUCGGGGCCGAGGACAGAAUGCAGGUGGAAACCAACUACAACCGAGCCAACCAGCACUACAACACCAUGGUCAGCUCUGCAGAACAAGGCUACGAGCCACCCCGGGCAGGAGAGCAGGAUGAGACGGUUUGCAAGACUUACCUGACAAAGAUCAAGGACCUCCGUCUGAAGCUGGAGGGUUGUGAGAAUCGAACUGUGACCCGCCUCCGCCAGCCUGUGGAUAAGGAGCCACUCAAAGCCUGCGCCCAGAAGACUGCAGAGCAAAUGAAAGUCCAGUCUGAGCUGGAGGGCUUAAAGAAAGAUUUGAACACAAUCACUGAGAAGACAGAGGAGGUUCUGGCCUCUCCUCAGCAGCUGAGCUCCGCCCCGGUUCUGCGCUCAGAGCUGGACGUCACGGUGAAGAAGAUGGACCACGUCUACGGCCUCUCCUCCGUCUACCUGGACAAGCUGAAGACCAUCGAUGUUGUGAUCAGAAACACUAAAGAGGCAGAGGACACGCUGAAGAACUAUGAGAACCGCCUGCGUGAUGUCAACAAAGUGCCUGCGACAGAGAAGGAGGUGGAGGAUCAGCGCAGUCAGAUGAAAUCGAUGCAAGCUGAAGCCGAAGCCGACCAAGUGGUGUUCGACCGCCUCCAGGACGAGCUGAAGAAGGCGACCUCCAUCAACGACAAGAUGAACAGGAUCCACAGCGAGCGUGACGCCGAGCUGGAGCACUACCGUCAGCUGGUCAACAGCCUGCUGGACCGCUGGCAGGCCGUGUUCGGUCAGCUCGACCUCAGGAAGCGGGAGAUCGACCUCCUGGGACGCAACAUGAAGUCGUACCACGGGAGCUACGAGUGGCUGAUCCACUGGCUCGGUGAGGCGAGGCAGAGGCAGGAGAAGAUCCAAGCUGUGCCCAUUGGGGACAGCAAGGCUCUCAAGGAGCAGCUGGCUGAGGAGAAGAAACUCCUGGAAGAGAUCGAGUCAAACAAGGACAGGGUUGAAGGUUGCCAGAAGAAUGCAAAAGAUUACAUCGACUCUGUCAAGGAUUAUGAGCUCCAGCUUUUGACUUACAAAGCCCUCCAAGAUCCCAUCGCCUCUCCUUUGAAGAAACCAAAAAUGGAGUGUGCAACUGAUGACAUCAUUCAGGAGUAUGUUACUCUGAGAACCCGCUACAGUGAGCUGAUGACCCUCACCAGCCAGUACAUCAAGUUCAUCACAGACACACAGCGCCGCCUGGAGGAGGAAGAGAAAGCUUCAGAGAAACUCAAAGAAGAGGAGAGGAGAAAGGUGGCCGAGAUACAAGCUGAGUUAGAUAAACAGAAACAGUUGGCAGAGGCUCAGGCUAAAUCUGUGGCUAAAGCAGAACAAGAAGCUCAGGAGCUCAAGCUGAAGAUGAAAGAGGAAGCCAGCAAGAGGCAAGACGUCGCAGGAGAGGCUGAGAAACAGAAAAAGAACAUCCAACAGGAGCUGCACCAGCUAAAGAGUCUGUCUGAGCAGGAGAUCAAGUCCAAGGGUCAGCAGCUGGAGGAGGCGCUGAUUAGUCGUACCAAAAUUGAGGAGGAAAUUCACAUCAUCAGGCUCCAGUUAGAGACAACGACAAAACAGAAGGCCACAUCUGAGGCUGAGCUGCAGAACCUCCGAGACAAAGCCGCAGAGGCGGAGAAGCUCAGGAAAGCUGCUCAGGAGGAGGCUGAGAGGCUUCGCAAGCAAGUGAGCGAAGAGACUCAGAAAAAGAAGAAUGCAGAAGAUGAGCUGAAGCGUAAAUCUGAGGCAGAAAAAGAAGCGGCCAAACAGAAGCAGAAAGCUCUGGAUGACCUCCAGAGGUUCAAAAUGCAGGCUGAGGAGGCAGAGAGGCGCAUGAAACAGGCUGAGGAGGAGAAGAUCAGGCAGAUUAAGGUAGUGGAGGAGGUGGCACAAAAGUCUGCCGCCACACAGCUGCAAACUUCGUCCAUGUCGUUCACUGUAAAGGCAACACAACUGGAGGAAUCCCUGAAGAAGGAGCAGGGCACCGUGCUUCAGCUGCAGGAGGAGGCCGACAAACUCAGGAAACAACAAGACGAAGCCAACAGAGCCCGGGAGCAGGCAGAGAAAGAGCUCGAAACAUGGAGACAGAAAGCCAAUGAGGCUCUCCGCCUGAGGCUACAAGCCGAGGAGGAAGCUCAAAAGAAGAGUCAGACUCAAGAGGAGGCAGAGAGGCAGAAAGCUGAGGCUGAGCGGGACGCCAAGAAAAGAGCUAAAGCUGAAGAAGCUGCUCUGAAACAGAAGGAGCACGCAGAGAAAGACUUGGAGAAGCAGAGGAAGUUUGCUGAACAGAUUGCGCAGCAGAAGCUGACUGCAGAACAGGAGUGCAUCAGACUGAAGUCUGACUUUGAACACGCUGAACAACAGAGAGGCCUGUUGGAUAAUGAGCUCCAGCGGCUGAAGAAAGAGGUGACUGAUGCUGAAAAGCAGAGGAAACAACUGGAGGAUGAGCUGGCUAAAGUCAGAAGUGAGAUGGACUCUCUCCUCACGAUGAAGAUUAAAGCUGAGAAGCAGACGCUGUCAAACACAGAGAAGAGCAAACAGCUCCUCGAGUCUGAGGCACUGAAAAUGAAGCAGCUCGCAGAGGAAGCUGCACGGCUGAGAUCAGUGGUUGAAGAGGCGAAGAAGCAGAGGCAGACAGCCGAGGAUGAGGCAGCCCGGCAGAGAGCAGAGGCUGAAAAGAUACUCAAAGAAAAACUGGCUGCCAUCAAUGAGGCAACUCGUCUGAAGACCGAAGCUGAGAUCGCUCUGAAAGCCAAAGAGGCAGAGAAUGAAAGACUGAAAAGAAAAGCUGAGGAAGAAGCGUAUCAGAGAAAGCAGCUGGAGGAUCAAGCCGCUCUGCACAAACAAGACAUCCAGGAGAAAAUCAUACACCUGAAGAGCUCGUCUGACUCUGAGCUGGUGAGGCAAAAGAACAUUGUGGAAGAAACUCUGAAGCAAAAGAAGGUGGUGGAAGAGGAGAUUCACAUCAUUAAGAUCAACUUUGAGAAAGCAUCAAAAGACAAGUCAAACUUGGAGGCAGAGUUAAAGAAGCUGAAGGGAAUCGCAGAUGAGACGCAGAAGAGCAAACUCAAAGCUGAACAAGAGGCAGAGAAACUCAGAAAGCUUGCUGCUGAGGAGGAGAAGAAGCGGAAAGAAUCUGAGGAGAAGGUGAAGAGGAUCACCGCAGCAGAGGAAGAGGCCGCCCGACAAUGCAAAGCUGCUAAGGAGGAGGUGGAACGCCUGAAAAAGAAAGCUGAAGAAGCCAACAAAGAGAAGGACAAGGCCGCAAAAGAGGUAGAGAAGCAGGUGAUUGUGGCCAAAGAGGCAGCACAGAAAUGCAGCGCUGCAGAGAAGAAAGCCCAGGAUGUCCUCAGCAAGAACAAAGAAGACGGUCUCGCUCAGGAAAAAAUGAAAGGGGAGUUUGACAACGCAAAGAAGCUUGCACAAGCCGCUGAAAAAGCCAAAGAGAAAGCAGAGAAGGAGGCUGCCCUGCUCCGCCAAAAAGCAGAGGAGGCUGAGAAACAGAAGAAAGCUGCAGAGGAUGAAGCUGCUAAACAGGCCAAAGCUCAAAAAGACGCAGAGAAACUGAGGAAAGAAGCAGAAGCAGAGGCCGCCAAGCGAGCAGCAGCUGAAGCAGCAGCUCUUAAGGCGAAGCAGCAGGCUGACGCAGAGAUGGCCAAGCACAAAAAAGAAGCAGAACAAGCACUGAAGCAGAAGUCUCAGGUUGAGAAGGAACUGACAGUGAUUAAACUGAAGCUGGAUGAGACUGAUAAGCAGAAAGCUGUGUUGGACGAGGAGCUCCAGAGAGUUAAAGGUGAAGUUAAUGAUGCUGUCAAGCAGAAGGCGCAGGUGGAGGAUGAGCUGUUGAAGGUGAAGAAGCAGAUGGAUGAGCUCCUGAAGCUUAAGCUGAAGAUUGAGGAGGAAAACCGACGCCUCAUGAAGAAAGACAAAGAUAGUACACAGAAGUUACUCGCAGAGGAAGCAGAGAAAAUGAAGAGCCUGGCCGAGGACGCCGCUAGACUUAGUGUGGAAGCUGAGGAGGCAGCGAGACAGAGACAGAUCGCUGAGUCUGACUUGGCUGAGCAGAGAGCACUUGCAGAGAAAAUGCUCAAGGAGAAAAUGCAGGCAAUCCAGGAGGCUACAAAACUGAAAGCUGAGGCAGAGGAGCUCCAGAAACAGAAGAAACAGGCACAAGAAAAGGCCAAAAAACUGCUGGAGGACAAACAGCAGAUCCAGCAGCGCCUUGAUAAGGAGACAGAGGGUUUCCAAAAGUCGCUAGAGGCCGAGCGCAAGAGGCAAAUGGAGGUUUCAGCAGAGGCUGAAACACUGAAAGUGAAGGUGAAAGAGCUCAGUGACGCUCAGGCUAAGGCUGAACAGGAGGCCAAGAAGUUCAAGAGCCAAGCUGAUGAAGCAAAAGCACGUCUACAACAGACAGAGAAACAGACUACAGAGACGGUUGUGCAAAAGUUGGAGACACAGAGGCUCCAGAGCACCAGAGAGGCAGAUGAUUUAAAGAAAGCCAUUGCUGACCUUGAAAAAGAGAAGGCGAAGUUGAAAAAGGAGGCGGAGGAGCUUCAGAAAAAAUCGAAAGAGAUGGCAAACGCUCAACAAGAACAAAUAGAGCAGCAGAAGGUCAUUCUUCAGCAGUCCUUCCUGUCAGAGAAAGAGCUGUUGUUGAAGAGAGAAAAGGAAGUUGAAGACGAGAAAAAGAAGCUUCAGAAACAGUUUGAUGAUGAAGUCAACAAAGCCAAAGCUCUAAAAGACGAACAAGAACGUCAGCGGAAGCUAAUGGAAGAGGAGAAGAAGAAACUUCAAGCCAUUAUGGAUGAAGCUGUCCAGAAACAAAAGGGUGCUGAGGCAGAGAUGAACAACAAGCAGAAAGAAAUGGAAAUGCUUGAAAAGAAAAGGCUUGAGCAAGAAAAACUUCUGGCAGAGGAAAACAAAAAGCUCAGAGAGAAACUGAAGAGUCUUGAGGUCACCUCCAAACAGGCUGCGUCCAAAACGAAGGAGAUUCAAGUCCAGACUGAUGAGGUUCCUGAGGAGCAGAUAGUUGCAAUGACAAUGGUGGGAACUACGAAGAAAGUUUUCAACGGAUCUGUGGAUGUGGAUGGAGCAAAGAAAGAUGGAGAAUCACCUUUUGCAUUUGAGGGUAUACGAGAGAAAGUCCCCGCUGAAAGGCUUCUUGACGUCGGUGUCCUGACCAAAAAGGAGUUCGACAAACUGAAAAAGGGGAAAGCAUCUGUUCAAGAACUUGGAAAGACAGAUAAAGUGAAGUCAUGUCUUAAGGGUCAGAACAGCAUUGGAGGUGUCUUGACUCCAUCCAAAGAGAAAAUGAGUGUCUAUCAGGCCAUGAAAGAGAAAAAGAUCUCUCCUAAUACUGCCACAAUGCUUCUGGAAGCUCAAGCUGCUUCUGGUUUCAUCGUAGAUCCAGUGAAAAAUAAACUCCUCUCUGUAGAUGAUGCUGUUAAAGAGGAGUUAAUUGGCCCUGAGCUCCAUGAUAAGAUACUCUCUGCAGAGCGAGCAGCCACAGGCUUCAAAGAUCCCUACACUGGAGCUAGAAUCUCUCUCUUUGAGGCCAUGAAGAAAGGACUUAUCGAGAAGGAUCAGGCUACAAAAUACCUGGAUGUGCAGCUCGCAACUGGUGGUAUCAUCGAUCCCAUCAAUAGUCACAGAGUGCCACUGCAGACAGCCUAUAAGCAGGGUCAGUUUGAUGCAGACAUGAACAAGAAACUUAGUGACCCCAGUGAUGAUUGCAAGCUAUUCAUUGACCCCAGCACUCAGGAGCAACUCACUUACAAACAGCUGCUGGAGAAAUGCACCAAAGAUGCAGAGACAGGAAUGCUGGUAUUACCAGUAACAGAGCAAGCUGCAGAAAGUGAGAGGACAUUCACAGACCAGGAAACUAAAGAGAUGUUGAGUAUGUCAAACGUUAGCAUGCCUUUUGGAAGGUUCAAAGGCAAAACUGUCACCAUUUGGGAAGUCAUAAACUCUGAAUAUUUCACUGAAGAGCAAAGAAGAGAGUUGAUUCGCCAGUACAAGACCGGCAAGAUCACUGUCGAGAAGAUUAUUAAAAUCGUCAUCACUGUUGUUGAAGACAAGGAGAAGGAUAGUGGAAACGUGUUUAAUGGUUUAAGGGCUCCAGUCUCUGCAAGUGAAUUGUUGGAGUCAAAGAUUAUCAACAAAGACUUGUUCAAUAAAUUGAGUAAUGGCAAGAUAACAGUCAAAGAGGUCUCUGAGAUGGAGCCUGUGAAGAAGGCCCUGCAUGGAACACCGAGCAUUGCUGGUUUGUUGAAUGAACCAACCAAGGAGAAAAUGCCUUUCUAUCAAGCGAUGAAACAAGAGUUACUGUCACCAGAAACCGUGGCAAACCUUCUUGAAGCUCAAGCAGCAACUGGGUUUGUGAUCGACCCAGUCAAGAAUGAGAGAAUGCCUGUUGAUGAAGCUGUUAAGUCUGGUCUUGUGGGUCCAGAACUGCAUGAAAGACUCCUAUCAGCAGAGAGAGCUGUGAGCGGCUACAAAGAUCCGUAUACAGGAAAGUCUGUGUCUCUGUUUGAAGCCAUGAGCAAAGGCCUCAUCAAGAAAGACCAAGGUGUCCGUCUGCUUGAGGCACAACUCUCAACAGGUGGCAUUGUUGACCCUGUGAAAAGCUAUCGCAUCCCUCAUGAGAUUGCCUGCAAGCGUGGAUACUUUGAUGAAGAAAUGAGCAAGACCCUGAAGAAAAACACAGAGGAUACAAAAGUCUACUAUGAUCCUAACUCACAAGAGGAUUCAACCUAUGCUCAGCUCAUGAAUAAAUGUAUCACAGACAAAGAAACUGGACUCCCAUUGCUCUCUCUAUCAAAGAAGGCUGCAAAGCCAAAAGAAGACAAACAGAUCACGGAGGCCAAGACAAAAGAGGCUCUGAACCAGGCAACAAUGGAGCUUGACUAUGGUCCUUUCAGAGGAAGAAAAAUCACAAUCUGGGAGCUCAUACAUUCUGAAUACAUCACUGAGGAGCAGAGAAUAGAGCUGAUUCGCAAGUACAGAAUGGGACAGGUGACAAUUGAAAGGUUGAUCAAGAUUGUGGUAACAAUGGUUGAGGAAAAAGAGGACACAGCAAAUGAUGAUGCUUGUUUUGAAGGCCUUAGGGCACCAGUCACUGCACGUUCACUGCUUGAUUCCAAUAUCAUCGAUAAGGCAACAUUCGACCAACUUGAAGAGGGUAAAAAGACACCCAAGGAGGUUAGCGAAACAGACAAGGUCAAGAAGUACUUGCGGGGCACAAACAGCAUUGAUGGUAUCACAAUGGGAGAUUCCAAUGAGAAGCUAAGCAUAUAUCAGGCAAUGAAGAAGAACAUUUUGCAACAAAACACUGGGCUGAAACUACUAGAGGCCCAAGCUGGAACUGGUUUCAUAACUGAUCCAGUCAAAAAUCUGAAAUUCUCUGUGGAUGAUGCUGUGAAGGAUGGAGUUGUUGGCCCAGAGCUCCAUGAGAAACUCCUCUCAGCUGAAAAAGCAGUGACAGGAUACAAAGAUCCUUAUACAGGCAAUAAGAUUUCUCUAUUCCAAGCCAUGAAAAAAGAGCUUAUUCUAAGAGAGCAUGCUAUUCCUCUCCUUGAGGCUCAGUUUGCUACAGGGGGGAUCAUUGACCCACUCAGCAGCCAUCGUAUUCCCAAUGAGGUGGCCGUUAAGCGUGGCUAUUUGAGUAAACAAAUGUCCAAGUCCUUCGCUGAACCCUCAGGUGACGUCAAAGGCUUUACCAAUCCCACCACCAAUGAAAAUGUCACUUACAAGCAGUUGGUGGAGAAAUGCAUCAAGGAUCCCAUCUCAGGUCUGUGCUACCUACCUUUAACAAAGGUUGAAGCCCCUGCUCCUGCUGAGCAAUCUUAUCAAUACACAGAGGAGCAAGCCCAAACAGAUCUGGCCAACACUCAAAUUGACAUCCCUCAUAAGGGUGUUGCCGGAAAGAGUAUGACCAUUUGGGAAGUCAUGAACUCAAAUAUGCUUCCAGAAGAGGAGAGGCGCCGCCUCAUGGAGCAGUAUCGCUUGGGGCAAAUUACUAAGGACAGAAUGCUUAUCAUCAUCAUUGAAAUCAUUGAACAAAGAGAGACCCUCAAAUCCGAGCAAGGCAUGUCCUGUGAUGUGAUCAGAAGAAGAGUAACAAUCGAUGAGCUGUACAGUGCUCGAAUCAUUGACUUGAACACGUACAACCUCUUGAAACAAGAAAAGAUCACUAUUCGUGAGGUAAUGGAAAUGCCAUCAGUCAAACAGUACCUCUUUGGCACUGGUUGCAUUGCUGGAAUCAUGUCAGACAGUCCCCCAAAGAUCAGCAUUUACCAGGCUAUGAAGAGCGGAAAGAUUAAGCCUGAGGUUGCUUUGAAUCUACUUGAGGCUCAGGCAGCAACAGGGUUCAUGAUCGACCCGGUGAAAGAUGAACUUCUGACUGUUGAUGAAGCUGUGCGCAAGGGGCUUGUUGGCCCUGAACUUCAUGACAAACUGCUCUCAGCUGAAAGGGCAGUUACAGGUUACAAAGAUCCAUACAGCGGAAAAGUGAUUUCUCUCUUCCAGGCCAUGAAAAAAGACCUUGUUCCUGAGGAUUAUGCAUUGGCACUUUUGGAGGCCCAGUAUGCCACUGGUGGAUUGAUGGAUCCUGAUUACAACUUCCGCCUCCCCAUAGAUGUUGCUCUGCAACGUGGAUACAUCAACAAGGAGACCCUUGAAAGAAUAUCUGAACCUGCUGCAGAUGUCCUAGGUUACACUGAGCCAACAACAGAAGAAAAACAGUCCUAUGCUCAGCUACUGAAAAGAUGCAGAGUUGAUAAAGAAAGUGGGCUGCGACUGCUGUCGCUGGCAGACAGAAGACUCCUCUUUAAGGGUCUCAGAAAGCAGAUCACUGUUGAAGAGCUCCUUCGAUCUCAGAUUAUUGACCAAAAGACAUACAAUGAACUCACUGAAGGUACCAUCACAGUGGAGGAGGUAAGCAGAAACCUGAAGAAGUUCCUCGAGGGCGCCAGCUGUAUUGCUGGUGUGUAUGUAGAGUCCAGCAAAGACCGUCUGUCUAUUUACCAAGCAAUGAAGAAGAACAUGAUAAGACCAGGGACUGCCUUUGAGCUUCUUGAGGCCCAAGCUGCAACAGGGUACGUGAUUGAUCCUAUUAAAAACCUGAAACUUAAUGUUGCUGAAGCUGUCAAGAUGAAUGUUGUUGGCCCUGAGUUUAAGGAUAAACUCCUCUCAGCUGAACGAGCAGUCACAGGCUACAAGGACCCUUACUCUGGUAAGGUCAUUUCACUGUUCCAGGCCAUGAAAAAGGGCCUCAUUCUCAAAGACCAUGGCAUUCGUCUUUUGGAGGCUCAGAUUGCAACAGGUGGAAUCGUCGAUCCACAGGAGAGCCAUCGCUUGCCAGUUGAAACAGCAUAUGAACGUGGCCUCUUUGAUCACGAAAUGAAUGAAAUCCUCACUGACCCAUCGGAUGACACAAAGGGCUUCUUUGACCCCAACACUGAGGAAAAUCUCACCUACUUGCAGCUGAUGGAGAGAUGCAUGACAGACCCCGAAACAGGCCUCGCUCUUCUGCUGCUGAAAGAAAAGAAGCGUGAGAGGAAGACGUCUUCCAAGUCCUCUGUUCGCAAACGUAGAGUCGUGAUUGUAGAUCCAGAGACGGGCAAAGAGAUGUCUGUGUAUGAGGCGUACCAGAAAGGGCUUAUAGACCACCAGACCUACCUUGAGCUUGCAGAGCAGGAGUGUGAAUGGGAAGAAAUUACCAUCACCUCAUCUGAUGGAGUUGUGAAAUCCAUGAUCAUUGACAGAAGGUCUGGUCGGCAAUAUGACAUCGAUGACGCAAUCUCCAAAGGCCUUAUCGAUAAAUCAGCUCUGGAUCAGUACCGUGCAGGAACCCUGUCCAUCACAGAGUUUGCAGACAUGCUGUCUGGAAACGUGGGCGGUGUCAGAUCACGUUCAUCCUCCUUUGGCUCCUCUUCCUCUUACAACACAAGCUCAUUACCAUCUAUUAAAGCACCAGCAACUAUAUGGAACGAUCCGACAGAGGAAACUGGACCUGUGGCUGGCAUCUUGGACACAGAAACACUGGAGAAGGUGUCCAUCACAGAGGCCAUUCACAGAAACCUUGUGGACAACAUCACAGGUCAAAGGUUGCUUGAAGCUCAGGCCUGCACAGGAGGUAUUAUCGACCCAAACACUGGAGAGAAAUUCCCUGUUACAGAUGCCAUGAAUAAAGGGCUUGUGGAUAAAAUCAUGGUGGAUCGCAUCAGUCUUGCCCAGAAAGCUUGCAAUGGAUUUGAGGAUCCAAGAACCAAAACCAAAAUGUCAGCAGCUCAAGCUUUGAAGAAAGGCUGGCUGUACUAUGAGGCUGGGCAGAGAUUCCUCGAGGUCCAGUAUCUCACUGGUGGAUUGAUUGAACCAGAUGCAACCAACAGAGUCUCCAUUGAUGAGGCUGUGAAGAAGGGCACUUUAGAUGCACGCACUGCACAGAAGUUACGGGAUGUAAGUGCAUACUCCAAAUACCUCACAUGCCCUAAAACCAAGCUUAAGAUCUCCUACAAGGAUGCUAUGGACAGAAGCAUGGUAGAGGAGGGGACUGGUCUGCGACUACUUGAAGCAUCAUCUCAAUCCAGCAAAGGCCUCUACAGUCCUUACAGCGUGAGCGGGUCAGGCUCUGCUACUGGGUCACGGUCCGGCUCAAGAACUGGUUCAAGGUCAGGCUCCAGAAGAGGCAGCUUUGAUGCCACAGGAUCCAGUUUCACAACAACCUUCUCUUCCACCUCCUACGGUUCACCAAGCUACAGCCGCCGAUACUGAUGAGUCAGAAAGGAAUGAUUUUAAAGGAAGGAUACACUACAAAACCAGUGUUCACCAGAUGCCUAAUUCUCAGUGGAAUAAGGGCUACCUUUAUUCUGCUCUGCAUGUGGUUGCUACAGAUCUUUUAAUAUUUAAUUUUCUACAAGCUGAAUAAUUUUGUUCAUAGUAUAUUUCAUAUUUACUUUUACUUAUUUUUAUGCUAUCUCAUCAGAGCUUCUAAUUACUGUACUGUACCCAGCUUACGCAAUAGCUGCUUAUUAUUUCAAAUGUCUUCCAAAAGGUGCGUUCUCAAUAUUUUUGGUUUUAAGUCAAUCAUAAGCAUUUAUCGUUCCACAAACAAGAGUUUAUUUAAAAUAUUGUGUGUAUAACACAAUAACCAAAAGUCUUCAUCACCAAUAGCCUGAUUGUCAAGAGGAACCAAAUUUUUGUUGUACAAACAAAAAUCUUUGUACAUGUGUAUAUUUUUGAAUAUGAAAAAGAAAGUUAGCUUAAGAGAAAUUACAACUCUGCAGAGCAGAAUAAGGAGUCUUCUGAAGAUGAAUAAACACCUAGAGUGUGAGCUUUAAUGAUGCCAAGCUUCAAGAUCUUUUCUCUCCUGGGCUACACUGCCAAUAUCUACUCCAUUCCCAAUCCUCAUGAAACCUGGAAUUACUGCAACACACUAAUCAAGUGAAACGAAGCUCAAGGAGCAAGAUCCCUCAACUUUAAGCAUAACCCAACAUAUGAUGACUAUACAAACCACCUGACAGUUCUGGACUUAACACAUCAAACCUCAAGACCAACAUACACAAGACCCUGCUUUUCUUCUCACUUUGACAGAUUUCGUCUACACAGGUCUUCUCCAUCACUUUCUUCAGAUGUCUUCCAACGGCCUGUGGCAUCAAUUUGACUUCAAACACUGUAAUCAAUAGUUUUAUGCAACAGUAGAGUAACACACGACUCAUGCUGUGUUCUGUCUGAUUGUUUUAAUAGCAAUCCAUUUUAAACCUGUAUCUAAUCUUGAACUCAUUUAAAGGCCUAAACCUUGCUUUGUAAGUGCCUGCAAACUACUCUUGAACACCUAAAGGGGAUGUUGAGUACAUUAAGGGGGUACAGUGGCGACACUGUAAAUAGACUGAUGCAUGAGCAAUGCUAAUCAUAAUGAAUACUGUGUUUUCAGGUAAGCCUUUUUACAGUCCAGCUACUGUAUGUCACAAUCUAACUUUAACAUAAUAACAGUUCAUUGAUAACAUUUCAGUGUCAACGAUGUGUUAGUCACACAGGGCUAAAAUGAAUGGUCUGAAUGUUUAAUAGUUAAGGUUUUCAUUAUUUGAAUAUCAUUUUCCCUUCACAGACAAGUAAUGUAUGUAAUGUACAUUAAUAAUGAUAUAAAGCACUAAUGCUAAAAGCCAUUACUUAACAUUUCUUUGAGAGAGAUCUUUAAGCUUUGCCACCAGACCCAGUAUUUGUAUUUUUCACCACAUAUACUUGUUUUUAUUUUAAGUGUACUUUGUAAAGCAACACUUGCAAUCUAUAUCACUUUAUUUUCAUACUCUAUAUUCUUGCUUUGCAUGAUUUACUAACAUUUAAAAAGGUGCAAAAUGAAAUAUUGUAUCCAUUAAAGCAUUUGUUUUACUAUUACGUUUCAAGAGGUUUGAAGGAUGUAUUUUAAUGAGGGUUAUCAAGCCUUGGUUAAAAUGGUGUAUUUAUAAUAAAAUGGUAAAAAGGAAUUUUAUUGCAACACCUUAUGCUAUGUAAAUAAACAUGGAAAUGAAAUA